AUGGUCAAGGCCGUUGUUGCUGGCGCCUCCGGCGGUAUUGGACAGCCUCUGUCCCUCCUCCUCAAGCUCUCUCCCCUCGUCGAUGAGCUUGCCUUGUACGAUGUCGUCAACACCCCCGGCGUCGCCACCGAUCUCUCCCACAUCUCUUCCAAUGCGAAAAUCGCUGGCUACCUGCCCAAGGAUGAUGGCGCCAAGGCCGCCUUCAAGGAUGCCGAUAUCAUCGUCAUUCCCGCUGGUAUCCCUCGCAAGCCUGGCAUGACCCGCGACGAUCUCUUCAACAUCAAUGCCGGUAUCGUCAAGGGCCUCAUCGAGGUUGCGGCCGAGGUCGCCCCCAAGGCCUUCAUCCUUGUUAUCUCCAACCCUGUCAACUCCACCGUCCCUAUUUCCGCCGAGGUUCUGAAGGCCAAGGGUGUCUUCAACCCUCAGCGUCUGUUCGGUGUCACAACUCUCGACAUUGUCAGAGCCGAGACCUUCGUUGCCGAGAUCUCCGGCAAGUCCACCACCGAGCUCAAUGUUCCCGUUAUUGGCGGUCACUCCGGCGAGACCAUUGUUCCCCUCUUCAGCAAGGUCAAGCCUUCAGUGUCCAUCGCCGACGACAAGUACGAUGCUCUCGUCAACCGUGUCCAGUUCGGUGGUGACGAGGUUGUCAAGGCCAAGGACGGCGCUGGUUCUGCCACUCUCUCCAUGGCCUACGCUGGCUACAGAUUCGCCGAGAAGGUCCUCAAGGCCCUUAAGGGCGAGAAGGGUCUUGUUGAGCCUAGCUACGUCUACCUCCCCGGCGUUCCCGGCGGCGAGGAGAUUGCCAAGAAGACCGGCGUCGACUUCUUCUCCGUUCCCAUCGAGCUUGGCCCCAACGGUGCUGAGAAGGCCAUCGACAUUCUUGGCGACAUCACAGAGAAGGAGCAGAAGCUUCUGGAGGCUGCGGUUGCAGGAUUGAAGGGCAACAUUCAGAAGGGUGUCGAGUUCGCCCACAAGGCUCCCCAAAAGUGA
Colletotrichum abscissum is the source of this 990-nucleotide messenger RNA. Its product is annotated as malate dehydrogenase. Bases 1 to 990 code for a protein of 329 amino acids. Lineage: Eukaryota; Fungi; Ascomycota; Sordariomycetes; Glomerellales; Glomerellaceae. Gene Ontology annotation, molecular function: L-malate dehydrogenase (NAD+) activity. The record is from RefSeq and is a predicted model, not a curated record. The transcript has 7 exons. Gene Ontology annotation, cellular component: cytoplasm; cytosol. Gene Ontology annotation, biological process: tricarboxylic acid cycle; malate metabolic process.